AUGUCAGGGAUUGACCUCCCCCCAGCCCUAGCCUCGUUCAGCCUACCAAUAGGCUGUCAACUAGCCAGAGCCGAGGCGUCAGGUGCCCGGGGCGGGAGCCAAGGGAUCGGGAGCCCGGGGGCAGGCUACACUGGGGUUGCACUUCAUAGGGGCUGCCACUUAUCAGGGGCACAUUCUAGGGGAACGGAAGCGGAGAGCAGCGAAGUAUCGCCCGUGCCUGCGAAGCCUCCGUUUAGCGAGGGGGCUUUGACGAUUCGGGAGCUCCGCAAAGAGGACGUGAAGGCCGUGAAGCAGUUAUGCUUUAACCAUUUUCGUUCGACGGGUUUGGCGGCGACGCGGUACUACGUCGUGGCGCACAUCCAGGAUAUGGCGUUAUUGACGUUCCUGGCGUUUGUGUUUAUGUCGGUACCGCGGUUCAUCAUGUCCGUAACGCUGUUCAACGUGUACUUGUUCGUGAAGUCGCGUUGGGAGCUGGAACAGUACAUCCGACUGGACUGCGACGACCUGCGGACAGCUUUCGACACGUAUAUGGAAAACGGGCCGCAGUCGCGCUUUUGGGUGGCCGAGCUGCAAGUUGGUGAGGCCUUCCUGGGAACAAGUCUGUCUGCGGAAUCAGGCGCAAAGCCCACCCGGGUCAUUGCCGGAUGCGUUGGACUAGUGGCCUCCAAAGAGACGGCAAACGUCGGCAAGCUCGUCCGCCUCAUCGUCGACUCCCAGCACCGGCGUAUGAAAAUCGGAAGUCGCCUCCUCAUGCAGGUCGAGCAGUACGCCAGCGACAUAGGGUUCACCAACAUGCGGAUCUACACCAACUCGCUCAACCCUACUCACGUAAAGUUCGUCAGACAACAUGGAUACACCAUUGCGCAAACCGUUCGGAGAGGCUUGAUGCGUGGAGACCUCAUGACCUGGCACAAGUCGCUUAACUCCUCCUCCAAAACGUCUUUGAGGAAGCGGGACGCCAGCGAAUUCGACCUGACCAUAAGAAGCGCCGCGUCGCAUGUGAUGGAUUAG
Molecule: messenger RNA, 1011 nt
Organism: Gregarina niphandrodes
Lineage: Eukaryota; Apicomplexa; Conoidasida; Eugregarinorida; Gregarinidae
Product: putative acetyltransferase domain protein
Exons: 2
Coding region: 1-1011 (336 amino acids)
Molecular function (GO): N-acetyltransferase activity
Source: RefSeq, a predicted model, not a curated record